Molecule: messenger RNA, 1188 nt
Organism: Parastagonospora nodorum SN15
Lineage: Eukaryota; Fungi; Ascomycota; Dothideomycetes; Pleosporales; Phaeosphaeriaceae
Exons: 2
Coding region: 1-1188 (395 amino acids)
Source: RefSeq, a predicted model, not a curated record
AUGGCACUGUCCAAGCACAAGGCUUCAGCCCUAUUCCAAUCAUAUAACCAACCUCAGCCGUAUUCUUACGGACUCAAUGUCUGGAAUAAGUUCGAGGAUUAUGGCUCUCUAGGAUUUGCAGCAUGGCCGACACUGCCUCCGCGAUUAAGCCCUCAUGAUGCCUCGACCUUGAGUCUAUCAAAUUUCAGUAGAAUUUGGACACUACCACACGGACCAAAAGCCUCAGAAGAUACAUACGCUGCGUCGUUUCAGAAACUCGUGAAUGCGUUAUUCAAUAACCUACGCUACAAUGUCAAGGUGUCUCAUAGUGCCUUCCGAGUGUUCAAGAGCAAGGCACAACAGCUCAAAGAUAAAUACCAGCGAAUGUUCGAAAACUUCGAGAGCCACAGGGAGCGAGGUGAAUUGUUCUAUGAUGACAUGGAUAACCCGCACAUCGGACAGUAUCGAAUGUAUGAGCAAAUCCUUCGACUUUUCGAAAAUGUGCCUCCAUUGGACAGAGUUAAAACCUACGGGAAGAGGAUCGGACGAAUCCUGACUUUAUUGAAAAAUUUAGACCAACGACAAAAACAACAACUCUUGUCUAUGGAGACCUGGAGCUCCGCCGUAUUUGCCAACUGCAGGGUGGAAAUGCGUCUAACGCUUUUUGCAGAAGCCAGUCAACGUAGAACGCUGAUUGUGACGACUGAGCAUGGUCGAGACGAUACCGCAACCUCCUACUACGAUGCAAAAGAAGUGCAAGAAGGGCAGAACGACAGUGAUGUCAGCGGUCAAUUAUCACUGAAGCUCUGGCGGAGAUCCGCAGGCCGAAGCAAAUCAUGGAGAAGAUGUCCAAAGACAAGGCUUGCCGGCUCCGAAAGGCAUGUGAAAAUUUUGCAGCCUUCACAUCAUGAUGGCUACCAGUUCUUUCAAUCACCAUUGUGGAUACCAUCAGCAUACAUACGCUCCCGAGGAUUGGAACGAUCUACAAAACUGGCAAGAUAUGUGCAGAGGCACGAGUCGCGUGGCCAAACUGAGCAUCAAGACGUCGAUAUCGAUCAUGACAUCAAUGUUCUCGACGUGGAUGAGGUGGCACAUGGAAGUCACUCUCCACCCGCUUCUGAUCUCAAUUGUGAGGACGACCAAAGCUCGACAUGUCUCAUAACUGGUUCCGACGAACAAGCUGACGAAUGCUUGAAAAAAAGGACAUAG